Messenger RNA from Penicillium waksmanii, 1611 nucleotides. Its product is annotated as cytochrome P450. Lineage: Eukaryota; Fungi; Ascomycota; Eurotiomycetes; Eurotiales; Aspergillaceae. The transcript is spliced from 6 exons. The coding region runs from base 1 to 1611 and encodes 536 amino acids. Gene Ontology annotation, molecular function: monooxygenase activity; iron ion binding; oxidoreductase activity, acting on paired donors, with incorporation or reduction of molecular oxygen. The record is from RefSeq and is a predicted model, not a curated record.
AUGGCGGUCUUCACCGAAUUGAUCCAAAGUCCCUAUGCGGUGCAAGGUCUAGCCGUUUCCCUUGUCGCCGUGCUGCUCUCCAUGUUUUGGCAAGAUCUGGCAGACGAAAUUCCCCAUCGUCGAAUCCCCCUGAUCGGCAAGGAUGGAUGGGAUCCUCUCAAUAAGAAGACCAGACAGCGCUUUAAAUCGAGUGCGCGAAAAUUGAUCCUGGAGGGCUUCUCUAAGGGUGCGAAUAUCUUCCAGAUCAUCUCCGAGAGGCCAUUGGUGGUCCUCCACCCUAAGUAUAUCGACGAGAUCAAGAAUCACCCCCAUUUAGAUUUCCAGGGUGCUGUUGAAAGAAACUUCUUCGACGAUCGAAUCUCCGGGUUUGAACCAUUCCAUCCUGGUGUCGGUGGUCAGGUAACUGUCGAUUUGGUGCGGACCAAGUUGACCCAAGCACUCGGCUCGUUGACAAUCCCGUUAUCAAAGGAGAGUGCAGUAGUUGCAAAGGAGAUAUUCCCCCCCUACAACUGGUAUGCUAUGCCCCAAUGGACUCCCUACAACUUCUCCGCAAAGAUCCCUUACGUCGUAGCACGUCUCUCAACCCGCGCCUUCCUAGGCGAAGCGCUCGCCAAGAACAAAGACUGGAUCGACAUCUCAGUCAACUACACCAUCGACGCUUUCAACGCCGCCCGUGAACUGCGACAGUGGCUAACCAUUCUGCGUCCGGUGGCGCAGUACUUCCUCAAAACAACAAGGAAACUCCGAAACCACCUAUCGCAGGGAAAAUUGAUCAUUGAUGCGGAAAUUAAGAGACGACACCAGGCCGCCGAAAACAACGCCAAAAGCGAAAGUGAAACUGAACCCCGACUUCAGGAUACAUUGGACUGGUUCGAGCAAUUGUCUAAGUCAUCCGGUCGAUCUGUCAAUGUAUCGAAUGGCCAGAUAGCGCUCUCAAUGGCAGCUAUCCACACCACGUCUAACCUAUUGACGAAUAUCAUGUAUGACCUCGCCGCGUACCCGGAAUAUAUCCAGCCACUGCGCGACGAGAUUCGGGCCGUUGUAGCUGAGGAUGGGUGUUUGAAGAAGUCUAGCCUGUUGAAGUUGAAGUUAAUGGACAGUGUGAUGAAGGAGACGCAACGACUGCAGCCGGUGUCUAUGAUUUCCCUGAACCGUCUCGCCAGAAAGGAAAUCCCCCUAUCAGACGGAACGGUCAUACCAAAAGGCGCAAUGAUCGGAGUAUCAACACACACCAACGAAGACGAAACAAUCUACCCCUCGCCACAAAUCUACGACGGCUACAGAUUCUACAAAAAGCGCCAGGAACCCGGCAACGAGCAACGCUUCCAAUUUGUCACGACCUCGCGCGAGAGUUUCGGUUUCGGUCACGGGGUGCAUGCUUGUCCGGGUCGAUUCUUUGCGGCGAAUGAGUCGAAGAUUUUUCUCGUGCAUUUGUUGCUUAAGUAUGAUUGGAAGUUGAAGGGUGGUGAUGGUGAUGGUGGUGCUGGUGGUGGUGUGGCUGGGAGGCCGGCGAAUUUCGAUCAUGGGACGGAAAUCAUUACGGAUCCGCGUGUUGAGUUGCUUUUUCGCUCCAGGAGGCCGGAUAUCGACCUUGCGGCGCUUGGGGAGUAG